AUCUAAAAUAACUGCGUGUAUUUGUUGUUGUAUCCUGUCCUAUCGAUACAUGUUAUAUAAGAUGUAUCUUAUCUAUUUCAAAUUAUGAAAUUAUUAGUAAAUAGUUCAGUGAAAGCCUACUGAUAAUUAUUCUGAACAUACACACUCCAUACUGUAGAUGUCUCCAGAAUACAUACACAUUUACUUUUUACAACAGCUCCAUAGAAGCACCAUAGAAGAAAAUAACCAGGAAGUGAUAGUGAUAAAGAAUUAGCACAGUUGUCCUGGGAGAAGUUGAUGGAGCUGCCAGCAACAAAAGGAAUUGAGAAGGUGAUCAGCUGCUUCAGGAAGAGGCCAGAUGCUGUGGCCAGGCUCAUCUGUUUCCCCUGGGCAGGUGGAGGCUCCAUUCACUAUGCACGCUGGGGAAACGUCCUCAACUGCUCCGUAGAAGUGUUGGCUGUCAGACUUCCAGGCCGAGAGAGCCGAUCCAAAGAGCCGUUCCAUCAGAGCAUGCAGCAAGUUGUGGACGAGGUCAUUGCUGCGCUGUUACCGCUGCUGAAAGAGAAGCCGUUCGCUCUGUUUGGACACAGUUUCGGUGCCUACACCAGUUUUGCUGUGGCAGAUGCUUUGAAGAGAGUGCAUAACCUGGAACCUACGCACAUCUUCCUGUCUGGUGCCUCUGCACCUUAUUCGGAGAUGCGUAUCAAAGCCCCAAAAAGAAGCGACCUAUCAGAUGAGGAUUUCCUGCAGUGGAUGAUUUCGAUUGGAGGAACUCCUCCCGAGCUGCUGGCCAACCCGGAGGUUCUGAAACUCUUCCUCCCUGCGCUGAAGGCUGACCUGCACGUUGUGGAGAACUACAGGUGCAACAAGCCAGAACAUCCAUUCCUCUCCAGCCCGCUCACCUGUUUUGAUGGAAAGUGCGACAUUCCUCAUGACUUACAAGCUUGGAAAAGCAUCACUUCAGGAGAUUUCACCAUCAGGAUGCUGGAUGGAGCCCAUUUUUACCUGAAAGAUUCUGGGAAUGAAAAGAUCCUUUUAGAUUACAUCACAAAGCAGGUGGAAACAUCAGAAAUGGACUAUUUAUAAUAAUCUGUAAAAUGUAAUGUGUUUUUAUAUAAAAUAAUUGUUUACAAAAAUAAUUCUUGAUACAUACUGGAAGUGUAAUAUUGUGUGGGAAAUUAAUUGUUUUAUUUUUUUCUUAAAUUAAAAGAGUGUUUGGAGGAUAUUAAAAAGUGAUUAAUUAAAACCUGAUUGUUGAUCUAUAAAUGUUAUACUAGAAUAUUGUUAAUGUAUGGAAAGAGUCUUUGGAAAUAAACGUACGUUUACGCACUA
Messenger RNA from Eleginops maclovinus (Patagonian blennie), 1311 nucleotides. It is a transcript of the gene olah, whose product is annotated as oleoyl-ACP hydrolase. NCBI's taxonomy places the organism in Eukaryota, Metazoa, Chordata, Actinopteri, Perciformes, Eleginopidae. The transcript has 7 exons. Gene Ontology annotation, biological process: lipid biosynthetic process. The record is from RefSeq and is a predicted model, not a curated record. The coding region runs from base 277 to 1065 and encodes 262 amino acids.